Molecule: messenger RNA, 212 nt
Organism: Prorocentrum cordatum
Lineage: Eukaryota; Dinophyceae; Prorocentrales; Prorocentraceae
Source: the annotation of a GenBank genome assembly
GCUGUCCCGCGCGGCGGGCCCUGCUGGCCUGGCGCCGCCUCGCGGCUCGCCUGGCGCAGCGGCCUGGACUUGGCGGGCCUGCGCGAAGGCCCGGCGGCGGAGGCACCCCGCGGCCAGGGCCUCCUCGGCCCGCUCGCGGCCGCGGCCCGGCGCGCGCGGCCGGCCUGCUCCCGCAGGGCCGGCGCCGACGCGCGGCCGGCGGUGCGGCGGAG